Leguminivora glycinivorella is the source of this 852-nucleotide messenger RNA. RefSeq names its product brain-specific homeobox protein homolog. Gene Ontology annotation, molecular function: DNA binding; DNA-binding transcription factor activity, RNA polymerase II-specific. The transcript is spliced from 4 exons. Bases 1 to 852 code for a protein of 283 amino acids. The record is from RefSeq and is a predicted model, not a curated record. NCBI's taxonomy places the organism in Eukaryota, Metazoa, Arthropoda, Insecta, Lepidoptera, Tortricidae. Gene Ontology annotation, biological process: regulation of DNA-templated transcription.
AUGUCUUCCAGUGACGAUUUUACUUUAGCCGAGUUUGGUCUGGUUGAGGCUGACGAAGGAAACGUUCCUGAAUGGAAUUUGCUUCCAGAGGCAUUGCCACAGACUAAUGAGACACAAUGGCCCCAGUACGAGCAGCAAACGUGCGUGUGGCAGGAGCAGACGUCUCAAGUGUACCAGCCGACAUUCAACCAAGCGCCGAGUGUACCCACGCCUGUGAUGCACACCGUACAUACAAGCCCGCACAAUCUUCAGUUUAUUCAAAAUUGCCAGUAUAUGGCGAUGCAUUCUGCCCAGUAUCAGCAAUUUCCAGUUAAUCACCUAUACAAGAUGCAGCAGCCAAUGCUGAAAAAUGUACCAUCAAAACACCACAGAGCGCACAUUACUCUGGUUCACAACACUAAUGGACCUUCCAAAGCAAUCAUCAAACGCAAGCGUAAAAGGACAGCUUUCACCACCGACCAGAUUCUAGCCUUGGAAAAAGUCUUUUGUAAAAAACCUUACGUAAACCGCGACGAGCGUCAGGCCCUCGUGGAGCAACUUCAAGUCACCGACAGGGCCGUCAAAGUGUGGUUCCAGAACCGUAGGAUAAAGAACAAGAGAGAAGAGCGUGAGGCUCUGGAGGCCUCAUCAGACUAUUCUCCCGUGGGCGAAACAGAUUCUUCGGACUCCUUCGGACUGGCUUACGUAGAAGCUCAGAUCUCGCAAAAAACCGACGAGUUCGGGUACGUCACACUAGACGAUCGCGCCAUGGGAGAACUGGUCAGUGUCAUCGAUAGCUUGGUUGGUGAAAAAGUUGACUACGACGCACUGAGCAAGGAAGACGUAGUAGGCAAUGUGCAAAAUGGAAUAUGA